UUGGAAAAGCUGCACAAUGUUUUAUUGCAUUUUUUUCAUGCUCUGUAUAUAUGUGCUCCAAUGCUCCAACUAAGCAGUGGGCAACACCAUCGUCCAAAGCUCACAUCCCAUCUAACACAAACCAUGGUCACCUUCACUGCACAUCGGGGCAAGCCUGAGCUGGUGACGCCGGCACGGGUGACACCAAGCGAGACGAAGACCCUGUCGGACAUGGACGACCACUAUGGUCACCGUGUCUACAUCCCCUUAGUUGAGUUCUUCCGGUGCCGCCCAACGGAUGGCCGCCAUGGGCAGCCGGAAGACCCAGCCGUUGCCGUCAAGGCAGCACUGGCGGAGGCCCUGGUGUACUACUACCCCGUCGCCGGCCGGAUGCAGGAGACGGCCAACGGUAAGCUGGUGGUGGACUGCACCGGGGAGGGGGUGUCGUUUGUGGAGGCCGACGCUGCCGUGCGGCUGGAGGAGCUGGGCACACCGCUCCUGCCGCCGUACCCGUGCGUUGAGGAGCUGUUGCCCGACGCCGGCAACAUUCAGGUCGUCGCGGGCAAGCCGAUCGUUGCCGUCCAGUUUGCACAUGCCAUGCAGGUGACACGGUUCUUAGGUGGAGGAUUUGCCAUUGGUCUCCAGAUUAGCCACUGCAUCGCCGAUGGCUUCGGCAUGAUCCAGUUCCUCAAGGCCAUAGCUGACAUGGCACGGGGCCAGAGCGCCCCAACGGCGCUUCCCGUGUGGGAAAGGCAUCUGCUGAUGGCCCGUGAGCCGCCGGACACCGCCUACGUGCAACAAAAACUGAUGUCCCUUCUCAAGAACGCUACAGGUGAGACGCCGCCGAGCAUGGUUUACCGGCACUUCUUCUUCGGCCCGGCGGAGGUGUCCGUUCUGCGAAGCCACGUCCCAGGGGAUCUCGGAGCGUCAUGCACCCGAUUCGAGCUGCUAACGGCGGCGAUCUGGCGGUGCCGGGCGGCGGUGUGGGGCUUCAACGACGACCACCGCGCCGUCCUCGCCUUCUCCGCGAACGUGCGGCGGAGGUGGGAGCACAUCCCGCGAGGGUACUACGGCAACGCCCUCGUCUACCACGUCGUGGACGCCGCCGCCGGCGAACUGCGCCGUAGCCCGCUCAGCCACGCGGUGGCGCUCAUCCGCGACGCCAAGACGGACAUGAGCGACGAGCACGUGAGGUCCACCGCAGAUUUCAUGGCGUCGAUGCGUGGGCACUACGGGCGCGGAUGCGGAGGCGGGGAUCAGCCGCCGAUGGUGUACGACGAGGCGGCGUACAUGGUGUCAGACUGGACGCGGCUCGGCGAGGACGACGUGGACUUCGGAUGGGCCGAGCGGGUCGGCGGUGGGGUCGCCAUGCCGUCGUCGCACGUGAGCUUCAACGGGACGUGCCGGAACUCGGAUGGUGACGAGUUGGUCGUUGCGUCGAUGCUAUUGCCGGAGGGAGUCGUGGAGAGGUUCGAGAAGGAGGUAGCGCUUUUGCUGAAGCAAGAGGCGGACUCAUAUUAGUAUUUUGGGAGGAAAAAACAAGGCCUCAAUGGGCAGGAUAUUUUCAUCUGUCAGUCAUGUAAAACUAAACUUUUGGAUAAUAUCUUAAGUCUUUCCAAAAUCAUUUUCUUCA
Setaria italica (foxtail millet) is the source of this 1612-nucleotide messenger RNA. RefSeq names its product acyl transferase 1. The coding region runs from base 61 to 1500 and encodes 479 amino acids. The record is from RefSeq and is a predicted model, not a curated record. Lineage: Eukaryota; Viridiplantae; Streptophyta; Magnoliopsida; Poales; Poaceae. The transcript has 2 exons.